GUUUUGCGGCUUUUUUCUUUUUUGUUUGUUUUUUACCGGAAGCUGCGCGGUUUCAGCGUCAGAACCGGACUUCUACCGACGGCCUGGUUCCGUCUCCCCGGUUCUGUCACCGAGCGGCGGGAUUUAACGGCUCUGGGCUCCGGUAAAGUCCGUUAAUGAAGCCCCGGUUCUGCUGAAGGCGGAUGUCUGCCGGUUGGAGGAUGCGCACUGCGGUUCUGCGAACUGCGGUUCUGCUGUCCUGGUUCUGUUUGUGGACCCGGAGCCAGAGGUUGGACCCCGACAGCUGGUCCGACGGAGCCGUGAUGACGUCAGACGGUCUCUGUCGCUACGGUAACAGUGUGGAGUGCUGCUGGGGAUGGAAGCCGAUGGACCGAGGACGAUGUCAGCCCGACUGUCAGCAGGGAUGUAAACACGGUGACUGCGUCGGACCCGACAGAUGCAAGUGUCACCCCGGAUACACCGGCAAGGCCUGUAACCACGACCUGAAUGAAUGCGGUGUGAAGCCUCGGCCCUGCAAACAUCGAUGCAUGAACACAGUGGGAAGCUACAAGUGUUACUGUCUGGAUGGAUUCACCCUGAUGGAGGACGGCAGCUGCAGGAAUGCUCGGACCUGUUACCAUGCCAACUGUCAGUACGGCUGUGAGGUCAUCAAGGGGGCGGUCCGAUGCACCUGUCCAUCUCCGGGGUUACGCCUGGGGCCGGACGGACGCACCUGCAUCGACGUGGACGAGUGCUCGUCGGGCCGCUUCGUUUGCGCUCGCCGCAGGAAAUGCGUCAACACGUUCGGCAGCUACACCUGCAGAUGUCACCUGGGGUUCAGACUAAUGUUCAUCGACGGACGCUACUCCUGUAUCAAUAAAGACAGUCGGACGUUCUGUUCUCUCAAUCCGUCGUCUCCAAAGUGCAGAUGUAAAGACGGCAGCUGCGGCGAUAUUCCCAAAGUGAGUCUGGAGCCACAGAAACCAAGAACUACAAUUCCCACCACCACUACCACUACUACCAGUACUACUACUACUAGGACUAGUACUACUACUACUACUACUAGUACUAGUACUACUACUAUGAAAGCUCGUCAAACUGCCACCACUACUGUCCCCACAACAACCACUGCCUUAGCAACAACCAUCACGGCUACUACAGACGCUGCUACCACCGAAACAACCACUUCAAUACCCACUACUAGUACUACUACUACUACUAGUACUACUACAGCUACUUCUGUUACUACUGCUACUACUACUACAACUUCUCCUGUUACCACUACUACUACAGCUACUCCUGUUACUACUAUAGCUAUUACUACUACUCCUGUUACUACCACUACUACAACAACUACUCCUGUUACUACCACUACUACUACCCCAACUACACCACCUCCUGCCACCACUACAAGUAUGAGUAUACCAACUACUCUGGUUACUACAACUGAACUGGAUACUACAACUCCAACAAUACCUCCUCCUCCUACUAUUACUCCUGUUACUACCACUACUACUACUACUACUACUUCUACUACUACUCCAAGUACCACACCCCCUCCUACUACUACCAUGGUUACCACGGUUGCCCCGGUGACGACCACCGUUAGCAACAAGAUCAACAACGACGUGACGCACAAGCAGAGAGGCGACGUCCACAUUCCUCGACAUCCGGGUCACAACCAGGUCUGGGAGUUUGACAUCGAGCUGGGAAACACUGCCGACGACGCCCGAGACGACCCUGAUGUCGGAGUUCUUCGCUGUUCCUUCGAUGGCGGAGUUUGUGGCUGGAUGUCGGACGGAGAUGGAGAUCUGGACUGGGAAACGGUUAACAACCCUGCAGGUGAGAGAUACCUGUCCGUUCCUGAACUCAAGGCGGGGCAAAGGAGCAUCCGUGGUGCUCGAUUGGCCGUCCAGAUCACCCCUACCUGGCGCCAUGGCGAGCUAUGUUUCUCUUUCUCCCAUUGGCUGACAGGGCAUCAUGUAGGUGUGUUGCAGCUGUUCAUCAGGAAAACGGGACAAGACCGAAGGUAUGGCUCCGCCCUCUGGAGCAGGACAGGUGGACACGGUUGGAGACACACGCAGGUUACCUUGACGACGCCCUCUGUGGACAAGGUGUUGCUGAAGGCCGAGCGCCGGAUUGGACGAAGAGGUCAGAUCGCCAUUGAUGACGUCACACUGAGACGGGGGGCGUGUCGAUGAAAUCACUGCGGAAUGAGGACGUUUUUCUCUCAGAUUGAAUUCAAAGACUGGGAUUGCAUUUAAAGGACGGACUCGAUGAUUUAUCUAUCGGACAGUCUCACACCCAGAGACGGGAGAAGAUUAUUUUUGGUUUCGAUGUCGUUGAUUUCAUCCUGACUACAUCUUUAAACAAAUAUCUCUCUGAAAUCUCUAAUUAGUCAAUGUUGUCUGGUCUGUAAAAAUCAAUCAGUGUCCAAGACGAUGUCCAGAUUUCAUGAAAAUUUUUCUCAUUUAAGAAGCUUUUUCUUCUUUAAAAAUACUCAGAUUGAUUUUCAAAGUAGUUGGAGAUAGAUAAUAAUAAAAUAUUUAAUAUUAAUUCUUUCACUUUUUUAAAAAGCUUGAAAAAGUCUUAAAUUUAAUUUGACGAAAGUCUGAAAUAAAUGUAAGAUUUAUUGAGAUUUUGGAGCUAAAACCGACAAAUUACCUAAAACUGACCGACUGUUACAACUUUAAAAAGAAUAAUUUGAUUUAAUUUAAUUAUACAGACAGACAUUGUUCCACAUCAUUUCUGCAGUUAAAACUAGUUCAUACUUCAGUAUUACAGUUGAAUUCAAAGGUCUAAAAACUUGAACAAACCCUAUCAAAGUGAAGCAGCAGUUAAAAGUCAACUAACUGGACUUUGCUUUGUUUCAGUGUAAAAUAUUAUCGAGUUUAACUGAAACAGCGACGUCACGUUAAGCUGAUCUACGUCUAGUCAGUGUUCUUCGUCUCGUACAUAAAUUAAGUCUCCACAGUGUUGGUUUAUAUUUCUACAGUGUUUUAGAUUAAAUUUAUACAGAAAGUUGUUUUAUG
Acanthochromis polyacanthus (spiny chromis) is the source of this 3011-nucleotide messenger RNA. RefSeq names its product nephronectin-like. The coding region runs from base 183 to 2180 and encodes 665 amino acids. The record is from RefSeq and is a predicted model, not a curated record. Gene Ontology annotation, molecular function: calcium ion binding. The transcript has 13 exons. NCBI's taxonomy places the organism in Eukaryota, Metazoa, Chordata, Actinopteri, Pomacentridae. Gene Ontology annotation, cellular component: membrane.